GUUUGAGAGUUAUCUUUCUACCGCAGGAGCCGCCUGUGGCAUUUGCGCGGAACAAAUCUAUCACAUUGAUUCUUACCACGGAGGAUCCUUUUCUUAGUAGAAUGUCGACGCGAUGAAAUGAAAAGUAAUAAGUAGCGUUAGAUGUAAUUCUUGAAGUAAACAGAAAAGACCACAGCGCCACCCUUUGCCUGUAGAACUACUAGAAGAGCAACCUAGAAGUUGCCAUGGCUCUGAAGCUAGUCGAGGGCGCGAGCCCGGCCUGUUUGGCCGACGUCAAGACGGCCAUGGAGAACGGGGGGAAGAUGACGGCGGAGCUGCGCAAGUGCCUCGGCGCCCACCAGCUGGACCCGGAGCGCGGUCGGGAGCACGGGACGAAGCUGGGCGACCACCAUAUGGGAGUGCCAGGAUCGAAAUCGUCAAAGUUGAAAUAGUUUGCCAUGCAUGAAAUGCAGCGCUGAAAUUGCCUCUAUUGCAGAGGACGCAAGGAAGGCAGAUUGUAGCGCUGGCAAGGGUCGAGCUUUGGGCUGCUGAUUAGCAUCACAGAGGGGGCGAGCCCCUUUGAUGCCCUAAACAGCAUGACAAACUGGCUUCCGGUUGUACGGACAAAAUUUGUCAUGAGCUGACUAGAAACUGUGGGUCCAACUGGUAUCGAUUUUAUGCAUCGCAAAUUAUUUCGAUUUUGUCGAUUUCGAUCCUGACACCCCCAUACACCACCUGUACCGCAUGGGGGACACCUCUUUACCAGUGGAGAUCGAGAUUAUGCGGCCCAGGUUAUGAUCCGGAGUAAAAACGUCCGAAACGUCUGAUCUUCCGCAACAAGACCGCAUUGUUGUCAAGAUCAUGGGUUAAUAAUUUUGCAGUAUACAAAUCUAUAAUCAACAGGUGGGGCAGCUGUUGCGCAUGAGAACAAACAUUCUAGGCAUGCAGAUUUGCAUGACAAUAAGUCUAGGGCUCUUUGGGACGUUUUUACACGGGAUACUAUUACGGCGGCCCGGCGGACCACAUCGAGGUGCAUGGCGACGCCACGGUCGGUGAGGUGAAGUACCCGCCUAAUCCGCAGCUCAAACAGAUGGACGACAACUACUUUCGCGGGUUCCCGGCCUACGACCAACUUUUAAACACGCAGCCGGCCAUGUGGAAGGGCUUUCUGAAUUCGCUGGGAAACAUGGCGUCGCCGGUAUCCUCAGUAAAAACGUACCCACACCAGAGUCAGGAUGGGGAUUUUGCAACACAAACCUAGUAGCUUUGUGAGUCACGCGUGACAAGUUGCAGUCCGUAGUGUAGUGCAGGUUCGCAAGGAAAGCCGCAUCACAAAUCGACCUUCUGAUCCUGUUUACAGCAUUACAAGUUCCCAUAACACGAUUGAAAAUGCGUGUCAUGGGGUUGCGCAUCACAACUGUUCCUGUCAUGGCAAAUCUGCAUGACAACUAUGGGGUGGGUACGUUUUUACUCAGGAUAGCCGGUCGCGGGCCUGCUCGGUGCCUACUACAUGGGGUGGAAUGAGCACGUAUCCUGAGUAAAAACGUACCCACACCAUAGUCAAGAUGGGGAAUCGGCUAGACAAAUCCACAAGUUUUGGAUGUUUUGCAUGACAAAUUUGGAUUCGUAGUGCAGUGCUGUUUGAGCUAGCUCAGCAGCAUCACAGAUCUAGCACACCAUGCUGAUUGGAGCAUGACAAAUUGCAAAACACGACUAGAAAAUGCUUCUCAUGGGGCUCCGCAUGAGAAACAUUUUCAGGAUGCAGAUUUGCAUUACAACUCUGGUGUGGGUACGUUUUUACUCAGGAUAGCACGGCUACAACUUCGACGGCGAGUAUGCAGAAACAAAACUGUCGAUUUGAGUGUGUAGUUGUCUCUGAUGCAGAAGCUGAUGAAUAUCAAAAUCCAAAUGCAGCACGGUUUUCCUUUUCACACUUGCCUUCAUGAUGAUGCUCAGUUACUACAUCCACCAUAAGUACUUCAUGAGCGAUUGACUAUUCAGGCGCUACUGGCGCCCGACAAGUAAGUUUUUUCCGUCAUCAUGGGAAACAAAUUGGCGCUCCUGCUGCAGCUCAUCCAACAAGAGAGUAUCUUUCUAUGCACUAGCACAGUUUUUGUCCUGGAUAGCAAGUAUGCGAAAAAGAUGAAUCCCACCACUGGGGACGUGGAGAUCGCGGAAUUCGGGCCGGAAGCGUCGCAGGCGGUGAAGCAAUUCAAGAAGCAAACGGAGGCCGACGGCGCCAUUCCCGAAGACUACGACGCGCAGUUAGUGGCGAGCGGGGUGUACUACCCCUGGAAGCAGGGCAUGGUGGCGGAGAGGGUACGAAAUGCAAGUAUGUCUUGGUCCAGAAUAGUACAACUACAUGCAGCAGGGUUCUUUGUCAUGCUUGGCUGGCAUUAUAUUCAGUUCUUAUUUAUCAAAAACCAGUCAGCUACAUGCGUGUCACGCUCACGAUGCAACGCCAGUUCUUUUUUGUCACGGUUCGAUUAUUCGUCAUGCGUUUCAUGUUCUCUAGACAUGUAUGCAAAGUGCAUAGUGGGCGGACUACAAUGACCGGUUCUACGAGAAGCGCGCCCAGAAACUGCAGAACCAGGCGUGGGGCGGGCAAAAGGCGGGAAACCCCCAAAUGAUGACGCGGGGGCGGUUUGAGUUUGGCAUUGGGCGGGACCUCCCUAUCCAUCGGUAUGUGCCGGAAGAAGAGAUUCUGGUGUGUAUCCUGUGUACUUAGAAACGUCCUCACUCCCGGCUUGUGGAGCGAAUCUACAACGAACCUCAAAUUAUAUCUCUGCACAUGCGUUGUAGCUCGAGCUCCAUAAAGAGCAUUUUGUCUUCGAGGAGUGUUGUCUGGAUCAGGCAGCUUAUUGCAUGCUAGAAUCAAGAUAAAGAUGAUCGAUUUUUUGUGAUGCACCUUUACAUACUAGGACUAGCUCCUACACACGAUUUCUAACUACACUGCGAGCUGGGACUCUUGAUGCGUAACAGCCAAGAUCAUUUUUUGAUUUGUGUACAAGCAAAAUUACUAAAGAAUUUGACACUGGGGAGGUGCGGACGUUUUUCCACAGAAUAGUAUGGAACAACCCCAACGUGCUCGGGACCUACCAGGGAAACGGGAACGAGAUGUGGGGCAGCAUUGCGGACAACGUUGCGCGGAUGACGAAAUUUUGGGACAUGUACGAAAUUCCGUUCAUGCUGCAGGGGCCGCGGAAAAAGCAGCACGUAGCCCCGAUACGGGUAUCCGUCCUCGCGGAAGGCCCGUUCGCGACCUGGGACGACCUGCCGUCCUUUGCGAUCAAACUUCUGCCGCCCCCAAGUGGGAAGCUGAACGCGCAGGCGCUGCGCGUGGUGUCGCCGGACGUAGCAACCAGAAUUGUGCCGGAGGGAAGUUUCUUGUGA
Amoebophrya sp. A120 is the source of this 3372-nucleotide messenger RNA. Lineage: Eukaryota; Dinophyceae; Syndiniales; Amoebophryaceae. The record is from the annotation of a GenBank genome assembly.